Molecule: messenger RNA, 975 nt
Organism: Aureobasidium vineae
Lineage: Eukaryota; Fungi; Ascomycota; Dothideomycetes; Dothideales; Saccotheciaceae
Source: the annotation of a GenBank genome assembly
AUGCCGCUUGCAACAAUCGAGCCGCCCUUGCUGAACUCUGCCAACCCGUGGUGCAGCACGCGAGAAGACCUCGAAGCACUCUACGCAUGUCCACACACAGGCGCUGUAACAACAAGGACCAGUCUACUGCUCGGCUUCCCGCACGACGAUGCCAUUCACCAACAUGCCUUCUUCUCUACAAAGUCACAAACGGCCACGACGGCGCCAGACUACACCAUCACCGGGAAAGAGUACCCAGCCAGUCUCAACACACUCGGCUACUCGCCCACACCCAUAAACACCUACCUCCACUGGAUUGCACAAAUCGUUGCCGCUUGCCCGAAUACAAGACCCAAACCGUUCAUCGUCUCAGUCACAGGAUCCCCACAAGAGGUUGCAGAGUGUUAUACGCGAGUCGCCGCACUCGCUGCCCGUAUCUCAGCGCCCCUUGCCGUCGAAGUGAAUUUGAGUUGCCCCAAUAUCGCGAACAAACCACCGCCAGCCUAUUCUGGUUCUGCCCUGAAAGAGUACAUCAAUGCUUUAGAGAACGUCCCACGCACAGUGCCACUAGGCUUCAAGACACCGCCAUACACAUACGCUGGUCAAUUCAAGACGCUGAUAGACACUUUGUGCGCAAGUGGGAAGUCACCGAUUGAUUUCAUAACUGCGACAAAUACUCUGGGCUCUUGUCUUGUACUCGCUGGCGAGCAACCCUUGCUUGCAUCGGCAGCAGGUACGGGCAUUGGAGGACUUGCAGGCGAGCCCUUACAUCCGCUAGCUCUGGGCAAUGUCGCUACGCUGCGCCGGUUGCUUGAUGAGCAUCCCGAGUUACGCGAUAUCGAUAUCAUCGGGGUUGGCGGUGUCAGUGACGCGGCUGGACUAUCACGUAUGCAGGCUGUGGGAGCCAAAGUCGUAGCCGUAGGCACAGCUCUAGGAAGAGAAGGCUUACCGGUGUUUGCUAGGAUUCUGCACGGCACAAAGACCUCGAAGUUGUGA